Messenger RNA from Neoarthrinium moseri, 1275 nucleotides. RefSeq lists its product as uncharacterized. The coding region runs from base 1 to 1275 and encodes 424 amino acids. NCBI's taxonomy places the organism in Eukaryota, Fungi, Ascomycota, Sordariomycetes, Amphisphaeriales, Apiosporaceae. The record is from RefSeq and is a predicted model, not a curated record. The transcript has 5 exons.
AUGGCGGUAGGCGGCGACGGCAUUUACAUGAUAGGGGUGCUUUGGGGUCUAGCAGCGGUCGUACUCGUCUUCUUAGCCCUGCGUGCGUACACUAGACUGGUCUGCGUCGCUGCAUAUGGAAUUGAUGACCACUUUUAUGCUGCUACCUGCGUCCUGGUGGUGUUGUUCAGUUCCUUCAUGCAAGUCGCCGCUGAGCAUGGAUAUGGGCGAAGCGACUUGGACGAAGACACUCGAAUCGCAGCGGCUUACUGGAGGAGCAUUGGACAGUCGUUCUCGUUGCUAGCUACAGGCACCUCGAAGGCGUCUGUCGGUUUCUUCUUGCUUCGAAUUGUGGUGGUCCGGUGGCAGCGGAUCGCAGUCUGGGUCUUCAUGACAUUCCUCUUCCUAGCUUCUAUCUUGGCCACAAUCAUGACUUGGGCUGCGUGCAAGCCGUUCGCGUAUACAUGGGAUGAUCGGAUACCUGGAGGCACCUGUCUCAACACGAUUCCUCUAUCAAUGAUUCUUGCUAUGGGCACAAUCAUUGUUGAUUUAUUCUUCGCUAUAUUGCCUUGGAUUUUUAUCUGGAAGCUCAAUGCACCUCGCAGAGAGAAAUUCAUGAUUGCUGGUAGCUUGAGUCUUGGUAUAUUUGCCGCCCUCGCCGGUGCCAAGCGCAUUAUGGAAGUCAAAGGUGUCCGAGACGUGCCUGUUGGAGUCAUUGUUUGGUCGCAAACUGAGACUUCUCUGACACUUGUCGCCGUCGGAAUACCAGUCUGUCGCCCAUUGUGGACGAGGACACUGAAGAAGUGGUUCUCCUCCCGCAACCGCAGCUCCUACAUCCGACAACCGGACGAUCAGCAACGAGGACCCGAGCCUAUUGGGUUGCAUACUUUUGGAGGAAGCCCCAUGCCUGGUGCCAAUAUGGCAGGAAGGGCUAAGAACAGAGCUUCGAAUAUCUUUGCAAUGCUCACGGGAACGCUGGCAACAAACAGGACAGCGACAAAUAAGACGGCGACAACUAGAACGGAGACGACUGUCCAAACGCGUGAUGCUAACGGCGACAAAAGUAUCGACAAGGGGGAUCUGGCAGAUGACCGCAAGCAGAAUGAGGUAGUACUCAGUGGUGCGGAUCUAGAGUCUGGUGUGAGCUCUGAUAGAUCUUCCGAUGUGAAACGAUCGUGGAUUUUGGGAGAGCCUAUGCGUCAACACGAGGUGUUGAGCCAUGGCCACAGUGGUGAGACUCAGCAGACGGAUGUGAUUGUGACCACGAAGACGUACGAAGUUACUAGAAAGCAGUAG